GUGCAGCUUUUCCCAUCACAGGGCCUGAUGUGGUGAGAGGGGCACUUUUCUCCAGAUGGAAUUUUCCUCUCUGCAUUUUACAACUCUUAAAGAUACAGGAACCGUCCAGCCGAUCUUACGUUGAGAUGGCAGCCAGGCUGGCCCUUCACUCAGGGCUGUGCUGCGCCCUCCAGUGCUGGAUCAAAGUUCUGCGUCCUAACUUGUGCUCGGGACCAGAGGGAAACAGCAUCCACUGUGUGCGCGCACGGAGGAAGGUUCCCCAGGGACAAGCCAAGAGAAGGUCGCUCUCCUCAUUGUCAUGGAGCGGAAGGUGGCCAAGGAAUUCAGGCACAAGGUUGACCUGUUAAUUGACCAUGAAGCAGAGAAGGAUUAUCUAUAUGAUGUGUUGCGAAUGUACCACCAAUCCAUGAAUCUUCCAGUAUUGGUGGGAGAUCUGAAGUAUGUAAUAAAUGAACCAAGCCGGUUGCCAUUGUUUGAGGCCAUCCGCCCUCUUAUCCCAUUAAAACAUCAAGUGGAGUAUGAUCAGUUGACACCUAAACGAUCUAGAAAACUGAAGGAGGUGAGGUUAGAUCGUCUGCAUCAUGAAGGCCUUGGAAUAAGUGUGAGAGGAGGUGCUGAAUUUGCCUGUGGCCUUUUUAUUUCUCAGCUAAUUAAAGGUGGACAAGCAGAUAAUGUUGGACUUCAGAUUGGAGAUGAGAUCGUUCGAAUAAAUGGAUACUCAAUUUCUUCAUGUACUCAUGAAGAAGUUAUUAAUCUUAUUCACACAAAGAAAACUGUGUCUAUAAAAGUGCGACAUGUUGGCAUGAUACCUGUCAAAAGUUCUCCUGAUGAGCCCCUCAAAUGGCAGUUUGUAGACCAGUUUGUGUCAGAUCCUGGGGAAGGUAAAAGCAGUGUUGCAGGGCUUGCAUCAUCUGGAGGGAAAAACCACAAAGAAAAGAAAGUUUUCAUUAGCUUGAUUGGUACAAAGGGCAUAGGAUGCAGCAUUUCCAGUGGUCCUACACAAAAACCAGGCAUUUUCAUAAGCAAUGUUAAACCACAUUCUCUAUCUGCAGAAGUAGGUUUAGAAGUUGGUGAUCAGAUUGUAGAAGUAAAUGGAAUAGACUUUUCUAACACGGAUCACAAAGAGGCUGUGAAGGUGUUGAAAAGCAGUCAAACCCUGACUAUCACUGUUGUCACUGGAGCUGGAAAGGAGCUGUUUAUGACUGAAGAGGAGAGGCAGAGGGAAGAGUAUCGCCGUGAGAUGGAUCGCCAAGAACUAAUGCGUCAGAAGCGGUUUGCACUGGAGACCAAUAAAAUCCUGAAAGAACAGCAAGAAAAAGAGAAAUUGCGAAAAAUGGAGAUUGCACAGAAGGCUGCUGAGGAAGAAGAAAGAUACCGGAAAGAAAUCGAACAGAUAAAGGCAGAGGAAGAGAAAUUUAAAAAGCAAUGGGAAGAAGAUUGGGGCCAUAAAGAGCCAUCAAAGCCUCCCAAAACUGUAGUUGCAGAAGUACAUCCUCCUCCUCAUCCUAAACAUCGAACUUUGGGAUGGUUUUAUCGGUAUGAAGGAAAAUUUCCCACAAUUCGCAAGAAAGGCAAAGAAAAAAAGAAAUCCAAAAGUGACAGUCUCAGUGAACAGAAAAAGAGCAAAAUGCAACUGGAAUUUGAGCUCAAGCUUCUCAGGGAAAAAGAAGAGAACCUGGAAAGAGAAAAACAGCUGAAAAUCAACCGGCUAGUACAAGAGGUAUCUGAGACUGAACGAGAAGAUUUAGAGGAAUCAGAAAAGACUCAGCAUUGGGUGGAAAAGCUUUGCCAAACACGUUUAGAACAAAUCUCCUCGGUGGAGAAUGAUUCUCCUGAGGUAAAAUAAUGCUCUGAUCCACCCACUACAACAGGUGUACGUCCUGCUGUUUCUCCUUCUGCUACAUCUAUGCGGAAGUUUGCUGGUGGUUUGCAGCUUCACACCACUGACCUUGAUGAUAUCAACUUAGAUGAUGUUGGCAAGCCUCCAAAACGUCCAGCACCACCUCCUCCAUUGCCCCAUGCAGCAUCUGUAUCUUCAGUGGCUUAUCCACUUUCUGCACCAAAUGGCCCACCUGCUAGGGGACCAGCUCCAGUACCCUCUACUGCACCUUCAUGGAUGACAUCAUCUUCUUGGGUGCAUGCUCCACCCCCUCCCAUGUCACCCCCAUCUUCUCCCCCACCCCCUCCUCUUCCCCCUCAGACUAUUGGUACUCUCCAUCCACUGCCCACUCAUUUGGAAGAAAGAGUGGGCAGCCACAGCUUUCAGCCUAGUGGUCCAGCAGACUCACUGAAUGACUGGGAAAUGAAAAACUACAAGGGAAGAAGUUUUAGCCCUGUUAGUUCUCAGUCCAGUGAGCAGACCUACUUAUCAACUCCUAAGCAAUUUUCUCUGAGCCCUCCUGCCCUGCGUCACCCAGCUGUACCUAUAGUCUCUAAACCAAUCAUGCUCCAUCCUGACCACAAUAUCAUGGUCAGACCAGCAAUUAAAUCUGAAGCCCUGCCUCAAGAGAUGUUUAAAAGGAUGGUGGUUUACAAUUCAUCAUUUAAAACUAACAAAAAACAAGGCUUCCAGAAGUAUGUGGAAGAUUAUGAUCCCUACACAAUGUUUUCACCUGAUCAGAUUAUGGGGAAAGAUGUGCGGCUUCUGCGGAUAAAGAAGGAAGGAUCAUUAGAUCUUGCAGUAGAAGGAGGCAUCGAUUCUCCAGUUGGAAAAAUAGUGGUGUCUGCUAUUUAUGAGGGUGGUGCUGCAGACAAGCAUGGAGGUAUUGUGAAAGGGGAUGAAAUAAUGGCUGUGAAUGGCAAGAUAUUAUUAGAUGUUAAACUGGAUGAAGCUCAGGCAACUCUUGCAAAAGCCUGGAACGUGGGUGGGGAUUGGAUUGAUUUGGUUAUCGCAGUGUCUCCUCCCAAGGAAUAUGAUGAUGAAAUGACAUUUUUUUAAUAACGUGGGAGAAACAAAAAACAUGAAUUUUGAAGAGAACUACCACUUUAUUGGUAUCAAGUAAUUUUUGACAAAUCACAAACUUCUUCCGGUAGAAAAGCGUGAAUAAGAAGAAUAUUAGAUUCUGCCAAUUCAAGGCGCACCUUGUGUUUGAACUCUUGUGGCAACAUGCCAUUUUAUUUCCUCUUGCAAGCUAUGAUCUGUGGUUGCUUAUUUACUGCUAAUAGUUGAAUAGUUUGUUGUUGAUUUUAAAAAGAGUCAAGGGCCAAUUCUGAAAUUAUCUUAAGUCCACUUCAGGUAAAAUUGUUUAGAAAUUCUCAUGUUUACAAAAGAGAGUUAGGUCAUUUCCCAUAGGUAGAAAUGCAGCACAAUCUUACAUAUGUCUACUCAAAAGUAACUCCACUGAGUUCAAUGGGACUUACUCCCUGCAAGGCAUGUAUAGAAAUGCAACUCCAGAAACCGUUUAGCAAAGAGGAUCACUAAAAAGAUGCAAUCUAUUACAGCAUAUUUUCUUUGUACAGACUUUAUAAUUAAAUAAGGCCAUAUUUUGAAAUUCGUUCUGUUACCCGUCUACCUGUUGAAUACCCCAUGCAGAGGCUUGGAAAUGAGCCAGUACACCCACCAUCUUGAAAUUUUAGAAGUAUGAUUGAAAGAUUCUCACUGAAUUCAAUGGGAUUAUAAUACUGUAAAUUGUCACUUAAUUCCUGUUUCACAGGUAAUAUUUAAAUAUAGAAGUCUUCUUUGCUAAGAAGUGAAUUUUCAUCGUGAGUAUUUAGCUGUGGAUGAUGGGACUUGUAGUUCAGCAACAUCUGGAGGACUACACCCUAGUCAGUACUUGGCAUCAUUACAGUCAAUCAAAUCAGUAAAUCAUAAAUCAUAACCCAGUAAAACCAAAGUACUUGAAUUAAGGCCAAUUCACAGACAAACACAAACCUGUUUCUUCUGCUACCACUCAACAUGUAUCACCAGGACUUGGCAUUGUAAACAUAAGUUACAUCGUAUCUCCCUAAGUAUUUGCUAUCUGCGUUACAGAGACAUGAUAAAGGGUGGGAGGAAUAGUAAAAAUGGGAUGGAGAUAGGAGGUGUAAGAGAAGAGAUGCCAGUCUUGUUUUAUAAUAGAUUAUUUAUUCUAUAACAAUCAGACAUUGUAUCAUAAGAAUUUUAUCAUUUCUUUCAUUUUGAAUCUUAGUGAGAAGACCCAUAUUCACAUCAUUCAGUUAGUCAAAUUCCAUUGUAUGGCCAAAGUCAUGCACAAUCAGUAAAAGCAUCUGUCAGCAAAGCAAUAAUACAAGUAUGUUCAUAAGUGUAGGCAUGUAUCUGCUAUAAUCACAUCUACAUUCAGCUGUGAAUUUUAUAUUGCCUUUUGUGUACUUUUCUAACUUACUAAUACUUGAGGCACAGAGGAAAGAUAUAUUUUUUUAAAUCACAGUGAUAACAUAAAUAAUU
Messenger RNA from Rhineura floridana, 4384 nucleotides. RefSeq names its product USH1 protein network component harmonin (gene USH1C). Gene Ontology annotation, molecular function: protein binding. Gene Ontology annotation, biological process: sensory perception of sound; inner ear auditory receptor cell differentiation; inner ear morphogenesis. The transcript has 27 exons. NCBI's taxonomy places the organism in Eukaryota, Metazoa, Chordata, Lepidosauria, Squamata, Rhineuridae. The record is from RefSeq and is a predicted model, not a curated record. Gene Ontology annotation, cellular component: stereocilium tip; cilium; plasma membrane.